AUAGAGUUCUGUUUACCCUCACCACCGCCGGUCACUCAAGUUUCCGAGUGGAAGUGUCGAGCGGUCAAAACGUUAGUGGUGCGGGUAUAAAAGGAGCGGCGCUCAACUCGCAAGGAUAUUCUGCUUCAGGAUUUCAUACAUCAUCAUCAUGGUUGCUAAGAUCGUUCUCGCCUUCGCCGCUCUGGUCGCCUGCGUGUGCGCCGAGCCCGGUGCACCCCUGGUGGUCGCCGCCCCCGCCUACGUCAAGGCCGUGGACUUCCACGCCCGCCCUCACUACUCGUUCAACUACGGAGUCAACGACCCCCACACCGGUGACCACAAGAGCCAGCACGAGACCCGCGACGGAGACGUCGUCAAGGGCCAGUACUCUUUGCUCGAGGCUGACGGCACCACCCGCACUGUCGACUACACCGCCGACCCCAUCAACGGCUUCAACGCCCACGUCACCAGGUCCGGACACGCCGUCCACGCCGCCCCCGUCGUCAAGGCCUACGCUCCCGCCCCCGUCGUCGUCAAGGCUGCCCCCGCCGUCUACGCCGCCGCCCCCGCCAUCUACAAGGCCCCCGUCCAGUACGCUCACUCCUACGCCGCCCCCGCUGUCUAUGCUGCCCCCGCCCUGUACAAGGCCCCCAUUGUUGCCGCCGCCCCCGCCCUGACCUACGCUCAUGCCGCCCCCGUCGCUUACAAGGCCGCCCCCCUGGCCUAUGCCGCCCCUCUGGCCUAUAAGGCUCCCCUCGCCUACCACUACUAAAGAGCUCCUCUUGUUUUGCUUUGGUGCUCGGUGCUCAUCGGUCGGUGAGCACCGUUGCAUCAGAACUGCUCUCUCAAUGUUAGUCUGACUGCACGAUCGCUUUUUUUCUCCCGCCGUGAUCGCGGGAUUCAUAAAUUAUUCAUUGUCGCCUCAAGUUUUUGUUAGUAUUCAAAGAUCUUGUUUUAAUUUAAGUCUUUUAAAAUAAAAUAAAAGAUAAAAUAAA
Molecule: messenger RNA, 974 nt
Organism: Neocloeon triangulifer
Lineage: Eukaryota; Metazoa; Arthropoda; Insecta; Ephemeroptera; Baetidae
Product: cuticle protein 8-like
Exons: 2
Coding region: 149-751 (200 amino acids)
Cellular component (GO): extracellular matrix
Source: RefSeq, a predicted model, not a curated record